AUGCGCUUCUCCAUCGCCGCCACCGCCGCCCUUUUCGGCGCCGCCAUUGCCGCCCCGGCUCCUCAGACAAACCCCGACCCGCGCGAGACCAUCCUCCUCCAGAAAUUCGAGGCCGUCAAGAGCAGCGAUGGCCCCGUCACCUCGAUCUACUUCCACAUCAUCUCGCACCGCGAGGUCGGCGUCGCCGCCUUUGUGUGCAAGGGCGAGGACGCCGAGGGCCUGAAGCCCGACACCACCAUCGACUGCGCAAAGGGCCCCUCCGAGAACGACGCGUACAGGUUCCGGGUCAAGUCCGUCUCCGACGACGUCUUUACCCUCACCGUCUUCCACCAGACUGCUCCUGCUUUUGGUUUCUGGGGUGACAUCAACGUUGCUGGAGCGUGCAGCGUCGAGUCCGGCGUCUCAAAGUGCAAGAAUGACGAAACCUCCGGCGAGCUGCACGUCUACGGGUAA
Molecule: messenger RNA, 453 nt
Organism: Pyricularia pennisetigena
Lineage: Eukaryota; Fungi; Ascomycota; Sordariomycetes; Magnaporthales; Pyriculariaceae
Exons: 2
Coding region: 1-453 (150 amino acids)
Source: RefSeq, a predicted model, not a curated record